GCGCAGGGUUGUACUUUUUGUACUGAACUGAUAGGUGGCCUAGUGGUUAUGCCCUGUACUACCAUUUUGAGGAUCUGGACUCCGUUCCUGCCUUGCUCUUUGGACCACAUUGUCAAUUCACACCGGAAAACUUGCUGUGAGCUCUUAAAAAGCAUAAAUUCUGCAAUUUCAAAGGUUUCCUGCUUUUGGCGUUCAAAAAGUGAAACAGUUGGCCUUGAAGGGCUGAAAUUUAGAAACUAUGUUCCAACUUCCUGUCAACAAUCUUGGCAGUUUAAGAAAAGCCCGGAAAACUGUGAAAAAAAUACUUAGUGACAUUGGGUUGGAAUACUGUAAAGAACACAUAGAAGACUUUAAACAGUUUGAACCUAAUGACUUUUAUUUGAAAAACACUACAUGGGAGGAUGUAGGACUAUGGGACCCUUCGCUUACAAAAAACCAGGACUAUCGGACAAAACCUUUUUGCUGCAGCGCUUGCCCAUUUUCUUCAAAAUUUUUCUCUGCCUACAAAAGUCAUUUCCGGAAUGUCCAUAGUGAAGACUUUGAAAAUAGGAUUCUUCUUAAUUGCCCCUACUGUACGUUCAAUGCAGACAAAAAGACUUUGGAAACACACAUUAAAAUAUUUCAUGCUCCAAACGCCAGCGCACCAAGUAGCAGCCUCAGCACUUUCAAAGAUAAAAGCAAAAGUGAUGGCCUUAAACCUAAGCAGGCUGACAGUGUAGAGCAAGCUGUUUAUUACUGUAAGAAGUGCACUUACCGAGAUCCUCUUUAUGAAAUAGUUAGGAAGCACAUUUACAGGGAACAUUUUCAGCAUGUGGCAGCACCUUACAUAGCAAAGGCAGGAGAAAAAUCACUCAAUGGUGCAGUCCCCUUAGGCGCAAAUGCCCGGGAGGAAAGCAGUAUUCACUGCAAGCGCUGCCUUUUCAUGCCGAAGUCUUACGAGGCUCUGGUCCAGCAUGUCAUCGAGGACCACGAGCGCAUAGGCUACCAGGUCACUGCCAUGAUCGGCCACACGAAUGUGGUGGUGCCCCGGUCCAAGCCCCUGAUGCUGAUUGCUCCCAAGCCUCAAGAGAAGAAGGGCAUGGGGCUCCAAUCGAGAAUUGGUUCCCUUGCUUCUGGAAACGUACGGUCUUUGCCGUCACAGCAGAUGGUGAACAGACUCUCAAUACCAAAGCCUAACUUAAAUUCCACGGGUGUCAACAUGAUGUCCAAUGUCCACCUACAGCAGAACAACUACGGAGUCAAAUCUGUAGGCCAGGGCUAUGGCGUUGGUCAGUCCAUGAGACUGGGGCUGGGUGGCAAUGCACCGGUCUCCAUCCCUCAGCAGUCUCAGUCUGUGAAGCAGUUACUUCCAAGUGGAAAUGGAAGAUCUUACGGUCUUGGGUCAGAGCAGAGGACCCAGGCACCAGCAAGAUACUCACUGCAGUCUCCGAAUGCCCCGCCUCUCUCUUCAGGCCAGUUAAAGUCUCCAUCCCUCUCCCAGUCACAGGCAUCCAGAGUAUUAGGUCAGUCCAGCUCCAAGCCAACUGCAGCUGCCACUGGCCCUCCACCACCCAAUACUUCCUCAACUCAGAAGUGGAAAAUAUGUACAAUCUGUAAUGAGCUUUUUCCUGAAAAUGUAUAUAGCGUGCACUUCGAAAAAGAACAUAAAGCUGAGAAAGUCCCAGCAGUAGCCAACUACAUUAUGAAAAUACACAAUUUCACUAGCAAAUGCCUUUACUGUAAUCGCUAUUUGCCCACAGACACUCUGCUCAACCAUAUGCUAAUUCAUGGUCUGUCGUGUCCGUAUUGCCGGUCAACCUUCAAUGACGUGGAAAAGAUGGCGGCUCACAUGCGGAUGGUUCACGUGGACGAAGAGAUGGGACCUAAAACAGAUUCCACUCUGAGUUUUGAUUUGACAUUGCAGCAGGGUAGUCACACUAACAUCCAUCUCCUUGUAACCACGUAUAACCUGAGGGAUGCUCCUGCUGAGUCUGUUGCUUACCAUGCCCAAAAUAACCCACCCAUCCCUCCAAAGCCACAGCCAAAAGUGCAGGAAAAGGCAGAUAUUCCUGUUAAAAGCUCACCUCAAGCUGCAGUGCCCUAUAAGAAAGAUGUUGGGAAAACCCUCUGCCCUCUUUGCUUUUCAAUCCUGAAAGGACCCAUAUCCGACGCACUUGCACAUCACUUACGAGAGAGGCACCAGGUGAUUCAGACAGUCCAUCCAGUGGAGAAGAAACUCACCUACAAGUGCAUCCACUGCCUCGGCGUGUACACCAGCAACAUGACCGCCUCGACCAUCACCCUGCACCUGGUCCACUGCAGGGGCGUGGGCAAGGCCCAGAACGGCCAGGACAAGACAAACGCACCUUCGCGGCUGAACCAGUCCCCCGGCCUGGCACCUGUGAAGCGCACUUACGAGCAAAUGGAGUUCCCCUUGCUGAAGAAGCGAAAGUUAGAUGAAGAUAGCGAUUCACCCGGCUUCUUUGAAGAGAAGCCUGAGGAGCCUGUUGUUUUAGCUUUAGACCCUAAGGGUCAUGAAGAUGAUUCCUAUGAAGCCAGGAAAAGCUUCCUAACAAAAUAUUUCAACAAACAACCUUAUCCCACCAGGAGAGAAAUUGAGAAGCUGGCGGCAAGCUUAUGGUUGUGGAAGAGUGACAUUGCUUCCCAUUUUAGUAACAAGAGGAAGAAGUGUGUCAGAGACUGUGAAAAGUACAAGCCUGGUGUGUUACUGGGCUUCAACAUGAAAGAGUUAAACAAAGUUAAGCAUGAGAUGGAUUUUGAUGCUGAGUGGCUAUUUGAAAAUCAUGAUGAGAAGGAUUCCAGAGUCAAUGCUAGUAAAACAGCAGACAAAAAGCUCAAUCUUGGGAAGGAAGAUGACAGUUCCUCAGACAGUUUUGAAAAUUUGGAGGAAGAAUCCAAUGGGAGUGAUAGCCCUUUUGACCCUGUUUUUGAAGUUGAGCCUAAAAUCCCUAAUGAUAACGCAGAGGAACACAUACCGAAGGUAAUUUCUGAAGAUGCUUUAGAAACUGAGAAGCUAGACCAAAAAGAGGAGGAUGGUUCAAAAUAUGAAACUAUUCAUUUGACUGAGGAGCCAACCAAACUAAUGCAUGAGGCCUCUGAUAGUGAGGUUGACCAAGAUGAUGUUGUUGAGUGGAAAGAUGGUGCUUCUCCAUCUGAGAGCGGCCCUGGUUCCCAACAGGUGUCAGACUUUGAGGACAACACGUGUGAGAUGAAAACAGGAACCUGGUCCGAUGAGUCUUCCCAGAGUGAAGACGCGAGGAGCAGUAAGCCAGCUGCCAAAAAAAAGGCUUCCGUGCAAGGUGACAGAGAGCAGUUGAAGUGGAAGAAUAGUUCCUAUGGAAAAGUUGAAGGGUUUUGGUCCAAGGACCAGUCACAGUGGAAGAAUGCAACUGAAAAUGAUGAGCGCUUAUCCAACCCACAGAUUGAGUGGCAGAACAGCACAAUUGACAGUGAGGAUGGGGAGCAGUUUGACAACAUGACUGAUGGGGUGGCUGACCCGAUGCACAGCAGCUUGACGGGGGUUAAACUGAGCAGCCAGCAGGCGUAAGGGCCGGCUUCUCUGGCAUUGGUGGCAAAUGCUGCAGCCUGGAACUCUGUUCUGUCAGUUAUGACUGCAAAGCUGUGUUCUAACUGGUACUGUCUUCUGAGUGCGGGGUCAUCAGGCGGUGGGGACGUGUGGCCACGCCAAUCCCAGUGGCUAUUUCUAAGUCUGUGACACAUGAUUGGCUGAUCUUGCUUUAGAACGCUCUGUGACAGACAAAGUAACUAAAUGUGAAAAACCAAUAAGCUGGUGGCUCAUGAACGCACACGAGAAAAAGCAGAGGUUUGUCUUACCUGCCUUCUCUACAUUUCUUUCCCUCUGUAAAACAGUGUCUGGUUGGACGUCCUUGAGAAGCGUUCUCCUGAUUAAAUGGUAGUGUAGGGCCAACACACAAGCUGCCAGUCCAAUGUGUACAGUGGACUUUGGGGAAAUCAAUUUUUUUCAUGUAUUCAUUCUGAAUAGUUGAAAUGUAUAUUUGUACAGUCUUUUAGACCUAUUCAAGUGAUGCUUACGAUAUUGUUAUUGUGUAGCCAUCAUAGAUGCGUUUCUUUUUUUAGUGUUGCCCUUGCUGUGUAAUAAGCGCUGUAUCUAGUUGACCUAGCAAAAGCCUGAAACUGCGCUAGUGUGGACUUCGGGACAGACUUAGUUUUUGCACAUAACCUUGUACAAUCUCGCGACAGAGGCCAGCCACAUAAGAUAUAUAUCUGGACUCUCUUGUAUUAUAGAAUUUUUCUUGUUCUGAAUAUCCUUGACAUUACAGCUGACAAAAACAAAAACUGGUAUUUCAGAUGUUUUCUGAAAUCUUUUAAGCUAAAAAUCACAUGCAAGAAUUGACUUUGCAGCUACUAAUUUUGACACCUUUUAGAUCUGUAUGGAAGUGUGUUGUGUUGAAGCAGCAGGCCAAUGAGUGCUGCGUUUUGGAUAUUUAGUUUUCUCUUUAGUUAAACACCACCCUGGUGUAUUCAUUUAUACCAUCUAAUAUAUGACACACUGUUGUAGUAUGUAUAAUUUUGUGAUCUUUAUUUCCCUUUGUAUUCAUUUUAAGCAUCUAAAUAAAUUGCUGUAUUGUGCUUAAUGUAAAUACUUACUUGCUUUAUUACGCCUUCCAGUCCUGUGUGUCCAUUACAUCUUGUACCAGUUGAUGCCGUGGCUUCCUCAGCAGAGAUGGCGGCACGGCCACUGAGGAGACUUGUGGAAGACCAAGAAUGGCAUCAAGAAGGCUUUCUCUCAAGGCUCUUGUUACAGAUUCUUUGAUUUGGUUUGGCCUUUGUCUGUUACCUUUUUAAUCACUAAAAUAAACAUCCUUGA
Budorcas taxicolor (takin) is the source of this 4849-nucleotide messenger RNA. It is a transcript of the gene ADNP, whose product is annotated as activity dependent neuroprotector homeobox. The record is from RefSeq and is a predicted model, not a curated record. Gene Ontology annotation, molecular function: DNA binding. Lineage: Eukaryota; Metazoa; Chordata; Mammalia; Artiodactyla; Bovidae. Gene Ontology annotation, biological process: regulation of gene expression. Gene Ontology annotation, cellular component: nucleus. The transcript has 5 exons. Bases 239 to 3547 code for a protein of 1102 amino acids.